Molecule: messenger RNA, 2331 nt
Organism: Ectocarpus sp. CCAP 1310/34
Lineage: Eukaryota; Phaeophyceae; Ectocarpales; Ectocarpaceae
Source: the annotation of a GenBank genome assembly
CUCGUGUCACUUGCUAAUCCCAAAAUCUAGCAAGGACUCGGUCCGUGGUCACAAAAAUGCCAGAGCCAUCAGAAGAUCUAAAGAACACACACACUACUGGCAAGAAGGGUACACAAGCCCGAGGAGGUACACCUGCAAUCCCUGCAGCAAGUUUGCGUGCUCACAACUGAACUACACGCCCACACAGUACCUCGCGGGCGAACCAGGCCGCAACAGAUAGUAGGCGGGUGGUGUCCCAAGGUGCAACUCACCGCCGCGCUGGCUCAGCGUGGCGGUGAGGAUGCACAGACGGUGGUAGUGGCGAGAGGUGUGUAUGGACACUGUUCCCGCGGCAGCAAUGCAAAGCGGCAAACUGCACCUGGCAACCACCGUCGCGGAAAGCGUGGCCCACAGAGCUGGAGGAGUAGAGAGAUUCGUAAACACCACGUCAAGAGGCUGGUACACGAGCGGAGCACAGCACAAGAUCUCCGAAGCGUCGGAGGAGAUUAAGGCGGCCCAGCAGCAACUGCGUGGGGCCCCAAAGAGCAGCGCCUUCGAGGCGACCCUGAAGGCGAUGCUCAAGGCGGCGCGGAAGAAGCGCAGCAUCGCGAGGUGGAGAGCACUGGAAACGUUCUUCGAGGGCUAUGUACGGCAGCUCGAGAAGAAGAGCCGCGAGGGGGAUCAGGCGGGUUUCUACAGGCACCUGAAGAUGAUCGACGUCGAAGGUAAGAGGUCGUUCACCUCUCAGAACAUCAAGGACGUGGACGGCAAGGUCCUUCGGGACCCCACGUUUAUUCGCCAACGGUGGGCACGGUGGUUCCACAAGCUUCUCAACACCAAGUCGCCGACCAUCGACCUGCAUGCGGCUGACAAGGUCAAGCGGUGGCCCACGUGCGUGCCACUCGACGACAUCCCAUCUCUACUUGAGGUUGAGGAAGCGGUACGGGAAAUGGCCAACAGAAAGGCCGUCGGGCCGGACGACCUACCGGCUGAGCUGAUCAAGCUUUUCCUGGACGGAGAUCAAGGAGCGAUGGCGGGGGGCGUGGGAUACCGGGGCGGGCAGGAGAGCGACUGGGUGUCUCGUCUAGGAGAGGACCUCGUGGCCUUCAACAUGGGAGACGAAAAGGAAAGGGGUAGAUGGAAAGAGAGCGCCGAGGACCCGGAGGUGUGGUACAACAAGGUCGAGGACGGGGCGGCAUGGUUCAUGAGGAAAUGGCACAGGCAGGAGGCGGAAGCGUCCACGAAGCGCCAGCGCGCGAGGGAAGCAGAAGCAGAGAGUACGGCCAUCUCAGGACCGAAGAGAAAGAGAGCCGGAGAAGCAGCCGUGGGGGGGAAGAAACGGCGACCAGGCACUGCUAUAGAAGCGAGCAGGGCGGCCGAGGCAGCACUUGUGGCGAACUCUAUGUACCCGGCUGAUGUUGUUGCGUCCUGUUUCCUUCCCUGCUAUCUAAUGUGAGAAACAACAACAAUAACUACAAUUCGACUACAGCAGCAGCAUCACCCCCCCUUGUCCCGCAUUUAACCGAAAUGAAUGUGUGUCGACUACAGCGUACUGCUGUCUGAAGUGCUGUCUGUACAGUAAUAACACCAUGGGGCAAGGCUCCCCAUUUUUUGUGGACUACAGAUCUAAUGUGAGAAACAACAACAAUAACUACAAUUCGACUACAGCAGCAGCAUCACCCCCCCUUGUCCCGCAUUUAACCGAAAUGAAUGUGUGUCGACUACAGCGUACUGCUGUCUGAAGUGCUGUCUGUACAGUAAUAACACCAUGGGGCAAGGUACACAAUUAAGGCACCCGGGUUAUCCGCGCCAUUACUGCUGCGUCUCUCUAUAAAACCAGUGACGUCAUCACACACAACCACCACCUAUAUUCAGGAAAAACACGGACAAUAAUCGACAACACGAGAGAUGUUUGUCCGUGCGCCACGGUUCGAUGCCAUCCGCAUGCUUCGGUUCCGCUGCUCCGGUGCCGCUGCUCCGGUGCCGCUGUGGCCAGUCCUAGCACGACCAAAAUCGACCCGCUCCGCUUCGUACACGCUCUCGUUGCUGUCCUUCCCAGUCGGUUCCUCGCUUUCUCCCUCGUUGCACUAGGGGUUCUUGGUCUGAAAAAUCUCGCGCCGAAGGUUCAACCAGCCCAAUCAGCUCGUCACCACCUGUCCCCUCCUCCUUUGAUGGCAAAACCAGGUUACUGAGACAGUACAGCUCCCUCUAGCAAACCUAGGGCCGUGCACUGCCCGUCCACCUUUCUGAUGACGUCUGCCUCCGCGCACAAAGAUGAGAUGGGCAUUGCUGCCUACACCGACGGCCUGGAGGCCCGCGCAUCUGCACCUUUGUACCUGACGCACCAGUGCC